AUGCUGUCCAAAGCUCUGCAAAAAGCGAACACGGCAGUAUUACUCGACAAUGCGCAAAAUUAUGAAGGUGCCAUGCAGGCGUAUUCUGAGGCAUGUAAUUUAUUGCAGCAGGUUAUGUCCCGUAGCUCGGGAGACGAAGAUCGGCGCAAAUUAGAAGCCAUUCGUAAUACUUACACUAGCCGUAUAAAUGAAUUGGCAAAGAUUACGCCCGAGUUAAGUGAUGAGAAGGCACUCCCUGCCAGGCCUGUAGACACAGACGUUAGAUCGGACGAGCUUCCAAUGACCGAUGAUGAUGAUGAGCUUGCUACUAUAGAGACAGCCACCGUUACGAGGAUAGUCAACGAUUCUUCUUACACGAACGGAUCUCGGCAUGAUCGAUCAUAUUCGAGGAGUAGGCAAUUGCCUUCGCGAGGUGAAUCUUUAUUGCCUUCAGCCAUUGAACCUCAACAGACCCAGGAUAGAAACUACUCUGAUCAACGAUCAAAUUAUUUCUCCAGAUAUAAUCAAUCCCAGGGACGAAAUUUUGAAUCGAGUUUAGCCGUACCUAUGGACAGCCAGUAUAUGCCACCUCCACUAUCUCCGAGACGACCUCCGUCUCCAAUGACAUAUGGGCCAUCUGGCUCUGAUCAUCGAAGACAGAAAUCUUCUGAAUCGCCCAGAUCGAGCUCGAACUCAAAUUCGAAUUUGGCCGCCCCUGAGGAUUCCAAGGGGCAUGCACGAGCACCGAGUAAUGAAUCCAUGUCAUGGUUAGAUACUAUAGAUGAGUCUGGCGGUUCAGCGGCUUCAUCUGUACACUCUAGAUCCUCGUCUCUAAAUGUAAGGAGGAAGCAUAUCCGUGCCUCUAGCGGUCAAACUGAAGCCGAAUUUGAUGCUGCCCUGGAUGCCGCCGUUGAAGCCGCUUACGAUGAUGGUUUCGAGCCCGUAGAUUAUGAUGACGACGAGGGCGACGAUGAUGAAAUUGUAGCGAGUGUUAGGCGAAGAGUCGAACUAGCAAAGGAAAGGGUGCGUCAAAGUGAAAGAGAAGCUAUCAUAGAGGAUGCUCGUGAAAGAGAGCGAAAACGGUUAUUCCUGCAAAUGCAAGAGCCACAUAUUGGCCCACAUGAUGACUAUGAGGGAAACGAGUCAGAAGAGGAGGAGAGGAUGCUUGAAGAAAUGACCAGAGGUUACGUGAUGGACGAUUUCGAAUUCGGGCUCCAGUCGAAGUCUGCACUGCCUCGAGAGUCUGAUUCCAGCGGGUCAUUUUCUGGUCGGACUUGGCAUAGCUCAAAUGGUUCAAUACCCCCUCUUACCACUGUCACCGCACCAUCCACCACAUCACCUGUAACUUUAUCGCCGCCUCGAAAUCAGCCACCCCACCCGCCUCCUUCUCAAGCGUUACCUCCGCCGCCGACGCUCGAUGGCAGCCCGCUGAGAAAAGGUAGUCCAGCACAAAGUGUACGAAGCAGAAGACUAUCUGGUCAGAAUGCUAAGCAGCUAAAAAUUGAGACUUCAUCAAGGUUGAUUGAAGUUCAAAAUGCUCCCUUAACUUUGCCUCCAUCAAUGCCGCCGCCACAGGUUCCCAGCGGCCACACAGGUCCCAAAACUGCCGGGUUACCACAACAGAGACUAGGCUCGAUAAGCAUGCGACCACCUAUUCCCUCACGACAAGGUUCGAUUUCAGGACCAAGCUCUUCAGAUUUUACUUCACCUCCGACAGCCUUCCUUACUCAGACACUCACAAAUGAUAGCAGCGAUAAUUUUAAUCCUAUACCUCGGUCAGGAUCGCCAAACCGUUCUCACUCAAGAGCAGGACUGCGAAAAAACUUUUCGUCGUCGAGUUUGAAGAAUCUUCGGGGUCAUACUUUGUCGGUUUCCAACAUGGACGAAUUUGGUGACACUACCACGCCUUUAACUGCCCAAGGAAACAAUGCCAAUGGUAGAAUGCAUGCUAUGCCCACUCUUCCAACACCAAUAGCUGCGGCAUUCAAAGAAAGGAUGAAUGGUGCGCCUACCGGUGGUUUAUAUCUUUUCAAUAGUGAUCUUCACUCCCCAGACAGCCUUGGCUCACCCGACGCGAUGAGUGCAGGCGCACCAAUUCCCUUAGAACCAUGUCCAACAGAGUAUCUCCUUCGCCCGUUCUGGCUCAUGCGCGCUUUAUAUCAGACUAUUGCACAUCCGAGAGGUGGCUACCUAUCUACUAAACUAUUUGUACCUCGAGAUGUAUGGCGGGUGAAAGGUGUCAAGAUUAAGGGAGUUGAAGACAAGAUUGCCAAUUGUGACUUUCUUACAGCAGCUCUGAUGAAGCUGGGUCAAGUUGAUACUUACGAUGCGGAUGCUGUUUUGGAAGAAAUGCAAUCUCUAGAGGGAAUUUUGGAGCAGGUUCAGAUCACACUGAGCAAGAAGCUAGGCAGUGAAGUUGGCGUACAAGGUUCAAACGGGAUGUUCAAAGAUGCAACCAUGGGUGAAAACAUGGAUUUUGCUAAUAUGAGCUCAAAAUCUGGAAGCGUAUCUAGCAAGGCCUCUUCCUUUUCGUGGAGACGCCUACGUUCAAAAAAUUCCGCCAUGAGUCUUGGCAACAAUUAUUCGAAUAAGGUCACCUCUCCUGAGAUACCCAAGGAAGGACUAACUAUGGGCACUUUACCAAUGACCUCUGCGCCUAGGACUCGAUUCGCCAAAAGAGAUGUAGCUCAAGUGCAAUUCUCUGGACCGAAUGCAAAUUACAUGAGUGCUUUGGCGAGACUAUUUGACGCUGCACAAGCUAUUGAUCAAAUUGCGCGUCAAGUUGAAGAUCCUGGUCUUCGCCAUGCAGACAAGACUCAAGUCGGUCUUGAACUUUGCACGCGUCACGCAGCCGAGUUUUUCGGAUUUUACAUCUGUCGUUUUGUGUUAAAUGACAUCUCAUUACUUUUGGACAAAUUCAUUAAAAGGGGAAGUGAAUGGGUUCUUGUGUGA
Molecule: messenger RNA, 2931 nt
Organism: Sclerotinia sclerotiorum 1980 UF-70
Lineage: Eukaryota; Fungi; Ascomycota; Leotiomycetes; Helotiales; Sclerotiniaceae
Exons: 3
Coding region: 1-2931 (976 amino acids)
Source: RefSeq, a predicted model, not a curated record